AUACACACAGCCGAGCCGAGCAGAGCAGCGCUUUGGGUAUAGUAGAAGGUGCUGAAGAGUAAGAGUAAUCCGGGGCAGGCGCAGACACACUCCACACACCGAGCCGAGGCUUUUUGGCGGCGCGGGGUUUUCUUUUUGUGUGUGUGUGUGUGUGUGUGUGGCGAUCUUUUAAAACCAUGCUGGAUUGACCGCAGAGAAAGGAGCUGCAAUCAAUGGCGUGGCUUUGAAAUCGUUGAAAAUUUAUUGGGAAAGGAGUGUGAGACAGAGCGACAGCAGGGAGAGGGAGAGAGCGGCGAGAGAGAGGGGUGGAAAUAAAGAUCCUUUCAGCGAUGGAGCUUACAAUGGAGAACAUCGGAAAUCUGCACGGCGUGUCUCACUCUCAUCAGACAGGCGACUUAAUGAACGCCCCGCACGCGCGCCAGUCGUCGGCGUCGCAUCGGAACUUGGUGUCGCACGGGCGGUCAGCCAUGGUGUCCAGCAUGGCCUCCAUACUGGAGGGAGCCGGGGACUACCGCACGGACCACGCUCUGUCCGGGCCCCUGCACCCGGCCAUGACCAUGUCCUGCGACUCCGGGAUGAGCCUGAGCAGCACUUACACCACGCUGACGCCGCUGCAGCACCUGCCCCCUAUAUCCACUGUAUCGGAGAAAUUUCACCACCCUCACCCGCAUGCUCACCAUCACCCGGCGCACCAGCGGCUCGCGGCUGGGAACGUCAGCGGCAGCUUCACCCUGAUGAGGGACGACCGCAGUCUCGCCUCUAUGAGUAACCUCUACGGCCACUACCCCAAAGACAUGUCCGGUAUGGGACAGCCCCUGUCCCCGCUCUCCAACGGUCUCGGGUCCUUGCACGGCUCGCAGCAGACCCUGAGCGCCUACGGUCCUGGAGCUCACCUGUCUAAUGACAAGAUGCUUUCAUCGGGGGGGUUCGAGUCCCACGCAGCAAUGCUGUCCCGGGGCGAGGAUCACCUGGCCCGAGGUCUCGGGGGCCACGGGGCCGGGCUCAUGACAUCCUUGAACGGCAUCCAUCAUCACAGCCAUCCGCACUCUCAGGCAAACGGAUCCAUGUUGUCGGACCGGGACAGGCAGACGGUGGUGGGAGGAGGCCAGGGGGCCGGGUCGGGACAGGUGGAGGAGAUAAACACCAAGGAAGUGGCGCAGCGGAUAACGGCGGAGCUCAAGCGCUACAGCAUUCCGCAGGCCAUCUUCGCACAGAGGAUCUUGUGUCGGUCCCAGGGAACUCUGUCCGACCUGCUGCGGAACCCUAAACCGUGGAGUAAACUCAAAUCUGGCCGGGAGACGUUCAGGAGGAUGUGGAAGUGGCUGCAGGAGCCCGAGUUCCAGCGGAUGUCAGCGCUCAGGCUUGCAGCCUGCAAGCGCAAAGAACAGGAGCAACACAAGGACCGCAACACAGCGCCCAAGAAACAGCGUCUAGUCUUCACGGACCUGCAGCGUCGCACGCUCAUCGCCAUCUUCAAGGAGAACAAACGCCCGUCCAAGGAAAUGCAGAUCACCAUCUCCCAGCAGCUCGGCCUGGAGCUCAGCACCGUCAGCAACUUCUUCAUGAACGCACGCCGCCGCUGCGUGGACCGCUGGCACGACGACCACGGCGCCAGCCCCGGGCAGCCGGGGACCUCCACCACCUUCUCCAAGGCCUGAGAGGAGAAGGAGGAGGAAUAGGAGGCCUUCAAAGAGGGUUGGGGAACCAGGUUGAAGCAGCAGGCGUCACAAGGAGGUGGCUGUGAAACCUGUCUCUGAUGACCCAACCUGACCCUGGACUGCCUGGGAGAAGAAAAAAAAAAAAAAAAAAAAAAAAAAAACCCUUCGUGCCAUGCAAUCAUCAUUCUUGUCAGUCAAAAUCUCAAGCUCUCACCUGGAAGAAGCAGAAUCUUAAGAGGUGAGGUGUGAAGUCAGGUUCACUCUGCUCUACUCACACAAGGACAAUCAUUGAUUUAGUCUUUUUUUUUUUUCUCUUUUUUCUUUUGCUUUUGAGAAAUUUUUACAUCUGACAAAGCAAAGAGACACCAAAGAUUUGAUCAUUUUCUUGGACGGUUUCUACAUUUUGCCAGCCUCCUCCUUCAACUCACCUCCUUUGUGUCUGCCUCCUUUUUCACGCCCUCUCUGUGGAAGCAACAAGGGCGAAAGAACGGCAAUAAAUCUGACGAGACAACAGCACAUAGCCUUAUUAUCAGUGCCCCAUCCUGCACAUUCACACGCGGUGAGACGGAGAGAAGGCCGUCGUAAAGAAAGCAGUGCAGCCUGUGGGAAAAAAACAAAACAAAAUAAACAACAAGGCUUUCCAAUUCUCUGCCUCCACCUCCACCCUUUUUAUACCCCCCCGUAGUCUCCUUCAUUCCUCAGCCAAAGGUAUUCCCUGAUGGCCAGCCAUUUCAGAGAGCAGCUCAGGCUGAUCAUACAGCAAACUAAUGAAUUGAAAAAUGAAUCGAUGCAGACGGAGAAAGUGGCUCCUUGACCCCCACCUCCCCUUUCUGCCUCCUGAAGGUGAAACUCAAGACGCUCAGCAGGAGAUCCUCACCUCUUCCAGGCCCAGGUUAUAUUUUUGCACAGAUGUCAAAGGGCCUGCAGGGAGAGAUGUCAUUGUUACUCCGAGCCUGAGCGUAUAGAGUCUGAGUUACCCUGACCAAAAUGAGAGGCCGGCAAGAUGUCUGGACAUGCUCUUUGUUCUGCUGGGAGCGCGAAUCAAUAACUGGGAACCGAACGAUGACAACAACACGCUCGGGCAUCCAGCCAAACUACAUUACAGCUGCAUAUUAAAAGAAAAAAAAAGGAAGAAAAAAAAAAAGCAGAGGAGCACACAGAAGACGACACACAAAGGCCUCCAGAGCAGCAGGCAGCAAACCAACAGCACACCACUCCAUCCUAGUCCUGUCUGCACUGGCAGAACAACAGUGCCCCCUGCUGUUGACAGUAGAGACCCGUACUCAGCAGAGUGAAAAAUAAAAAAAAAAGGUUGUGGGGUGGGGGGCUAGGUGGGAGAAUACAGACCAGAGGAGAGGGAAGAAAAGGAAGAGCCACUAGAUGCUGAGGAGAAGUCACGGCACAACACAUUCAGGCCCUCGCAGCUCUUUGAAGGUGGAUCAAUAGCUAACCAUUAUCCUAUUGUUGUUCCUCAUCCAACCAGCACUGGUGGAGCUGGAGGAAGGGGGGAGGGAUGGUUGAGCCAAACGCUGGAAAAAUAAAAAAACAUGCAGGGAUUUAGCAAAGGCAGGGAAUUAGUGUAUGUAGGCAGGAAUUAAUAAAUGAGAAAAAAAACUACUACUGAAAAAGGAGGAGAGAGAAGUGCAUCAGGGGGAAACCGAAAGGCGAGACAGACUCAUUGGAGGUUAAAAUUUUGAUUCUUUUAGUUCGGAGGCUUUAUAUUUUGCAUUCAUUUUAUCUGUUUGCAAAAAAAAAAAAAAAAGAUCUCUGAAACUGAUAAUUUAAUGUAAACCUUAUGGUUAUGAAUCAGUAGCUAACCCAAAGCAAACCAACGCACUCACAAUGACAAAACAGUGCCAAUGCUUACUGCCUUAAUGUGAGAAUACGGUACUAAGGUCAACACACUACAGUGCACCUCACUGAUGAUGAAGGGCAGUGUGUGCCAUAGCAACAAACAAUCAGCUUUUAACUGAAUUGAGAUAAACUUUUUCUAGUAAAAACAAAUGGGGAAAAAAAUAAUCUGAUUGUACGGCAAAACCCAAACCUCAAAUCAAUAAAGCAGGAAAAAAAAAACGUCACCAACACAAAACUGGACAAAUUUCUCACUCAAUCUUUGGUUCUCUACCUCCUUUUUCGUCCCUCUAAUCUAAUCCCAUUGGCCCUCGCCCUUUCUCUCUUCCUCUCUAUAUUGAUGCGGGUAUUUAAUUAGUACCAUAGACACAAAGUUUCUAUUUCUUGUUACUAUUGUGCUCUGUUGUGCAUACGUAAGGCACCUUGUUGAUAAAUCAAAAAACAAAAAAAAAAACAAAAGAGGAAGGACUUUUUAAAAGGAGAAAAAGGGGGACACAAGGACUUGGUCUGCUGAAGGAUUUAUUUUUUUUGCAGACUUAAAGGAGACAUUUGCAGGAAGAAGAGGCAA
Molecule: messenger RNA, 4077 nt
Organism: Xiphophorus maculatus (southern platyfish)
Lineage: Eukaryota; Metazoa; Chordata; Actinopteri; Cyprinodontiformes; Poeciliidae
Gene: onecut3a
Product: one cut domain family member 2-like
Exons: 2
Coding region: 330-1658 (442 amino acids)
Biological process (GO): regulation of transcription by RNA polymerase II
Cellular component (GO): nucleus
Molecular function (GO): DNA-binding transcription factor activity, RNA polymerase II-specific; RNA polymerase II cis-regulatory region sequence-specific DNA binding
Source: RefSeq, a predicted model, not a curated record